Arabidopsis arenosa is the source of this 1184-nucleotide messenger RNA. NCBI's taxonomy places the organism in Eukaryota, Viridiplantae, Streptophyta, Magnoliopsida, Brassicales, Brassicaceae. The record is from the annotation of a GenBank genome assembly.
UCUCUCUCUUUCUCUCUAGCUACUCUCUGUUUCUUCAUUACUCAAUCAUUAUAGUGUUUUUAAGAAAACUUGACUUCAUCAAGUAACAAAUAAAUCAAAACCGAUGGGAAGAUCACCAUGUUGUGAGAAGAAGAAUGGUCUCAAGAAAGGACCAUGGACUCCUGAGGAAGAUCAAAAGCUCAUUGAUUAUAUCAAUAAACAUGGUUAUGGAAAUUGGAGAACUCUUCCAAAGAAUGCUGGGUUACAAAGAUGUGGUAAGAGUUGUCGUCUCCGAUGGACCAACUAUCUCCGACCAGAUAUUAAGCGUGGACGGUUCUCUUUCGAAGAAGAAGAAACCAUUAUUCAACUUCACAGCAUCAUGGGAAACAAGUGGUCUGCGAUUGCGGCUCGUUUGCCAGGAAGAACAGACAACGAGAUCAAAAACUAUUGGAACACUCACAUCAGAAAAAGACUUCUAAAGAUGGGAAUCGACCCGGUAACACACACUCCACGUCUUGAUCUUCUUGAUAUCUCCUCCAUUCUCAGCUCAUCUAUCUACAACUCUACGUAUCAUCAUCAUCAUCAACAAAUGAACAUGUCGAGGCUCAUGAUGGGUGAUGGUCAUCAACAACCAUUGGUUAACCCCGAGAUACUCAAACUCGCAACCUCUCUCUUUUCAAACCAAAACCACCCCAACAACACACACGACAACCAAACCGAAGUAAACCAAUACCAAACCGGUUACAACAUGAUUGGAAAUCAAGAAUUACAAUCUUGGUUACCUAUCAUGGAUCAGUUCGCGGAGUUCCAAGACCUCAUGCCAAUGAAAACGACGGUCCAAGAUUCACUGCCUUCGUUCCCAUCAAAUCACGAAGACGACUAUUCCAAGUCUAACUCUGUAUUAGAACCUUAUUACUCGGACUUUGCCUCGGUCUUGACCACACCUUCUUCAAGCCCGACUCCAUUGAACUCAAGUUCCACAACUUACAUCAAUAGUAGCACUUGCAGCACCGAGGAUGAAAAAGAGAGUUAUUACAGUAAUAAUGUUAUGAGUACUUCUGAAAUUGCUGAUUAUUCGUUUGAUGUUAAUGGUUUUCUGCAAUUCCAAGAAACAAAAAACCAUUGGGAUAGAGUUAUGUAAAAAAAAAAAAAUUGUAUUUGUUAUUUAGAUUUUGUUACAUAUACAAUAUACUAUAGUUUUUAAA